This is a messenger RNA of Zychaea mexicana, 1155 nucleotides long. Its product is annotated as ubiquitin carboxyl-terminal hydrolase. Bases 1 to 1155 code for a protein of 384 amino acids. Gene Ontology annotation, cellular component: cytoplasm. Gene Ontology annotation, biological process: protein deubiquitination; ubiquitin-dependent protein catabolic process. NCBI's taxonomy places the organism in Eukaryota, Fungi, Mucoromycota, Mucoromycetes, Mucorales, Lichtheimiaceae. The transcript is spliced from 10 exons. The record is from RefSeq and is a predicted model, not a curated record. Gene Ontology annotation, molecular function: cysteine-type deubiquitinase activity.
AUGGCGCAGCGGGAAUCACUCGAGGACGAUCCUUGGCUCCUCAUUGAACCUGAUCCUGGAUCAUUGUCACAGCUAUGCACACGUAUGGGAGUAAAAGGCGUCCAAGUCGAACCGAUACCCAGUUUGAACCGGGACUUUAUCCGCGACCUCAGGCCUAUCUAUGGUAUCACGCUGCUCCUGCGUCACAAGCCCGAGAAAUCUCACAGGGACGAAAUGUAUACGACAAAUAACAACGUCUACUUUGUAAAUCAGGUUGUCCACGACGCUUAUGCAAUGUACGCGAUGUUGAGCGUCUUGCUGAACCGUGAGGAAUCCAUCGACCUUGGCUCUGAACUACUCAAUUUCAAGGAAUUUACUGGCGAUUUCCCACCAAUGUUAAAGGGGCUAAGCGUGACCAACAGCAAAGCACUAAAGGAUGCUCACAAUGGCGUAGGAAGGCGCAGUCCGAGGCGGCCAGCACGCGGCGAUAAUACAUACCACUACAUCAGCUACCUACCAAUUGGAGGUCAUUUAUGGGAGUUGGACGGAUUCAAAAGAGGGCCUCUCCGACUAGUGCCUUGUACGGAAAACAGCUGGCUAGAUGCAGCGCGCGCCGAGCUACAGCGAAAACUUGACAUGUAUCAAAGACAGCAGAUCCCGUUUUCGGUAUGGUCUAUCAUCGAGGAUCGCCGACAAGUCUACCAACGAAGACUAGUGAGGAAAGCUUAUUUGCGAAGCGCCAUUGAACGUCAACUCGACUAUUGCGAUCCAAGCUGGCGGACGACUUUCCGAGCACAACAAUGGGAGGACGAAUACAAACACGCGUUGGAGACUUUCACAAAGGAAAGAUGUAAACGCGGAGCAGCGAUGCACAUUUUAUAUCCAACUUGUCGCUCGGUAGAAGAUCUUCCUGCACAGGAUCGUGCCGAGCUGGACGCUGAAAUUGAAACUAGUGUUGUUGGACGACCUGUGCAAGAACUCGUGGAUUUAUGGCUGCAGAAUCAGGACGACUCCAUCAGACUUUAUGCACGUCUUAGCGAAGAGCUAGAAAAGCAUGAAAGCCAUGAGCACAAUACUUCCCGUCGCCAACACGACUACACGCCGUUUAUUCGAACGUUCAUCAGUCGUCUCGUGGCGCGCGGACAUCUUCAGCGGAUGGUGGCCGACAUAUCAUAA